Messenger RNA from Camarhynchus parvulus, 810 nucleotides. Its product is annotated as cytochrome c oxidase assembly factor 3 homolog, mitochondrial. The transcript has 2 exons. NCBI's taxonomy places the organism in Eukaryota, Metazoa, Chordata, Aves, Passeriformes, Thraupidae. The record is from RefSeq and is a predicted model, not a curated record. Gene Ontology annotation, biological process: mitochondrial respiratory chain complex IV assembly. Gene Ontology annotation, cellular component: mitochondrial inner membrane. Bases 65 to 376 code for a protein of 103 amino acids.
GAUUGGCCAGCGCCCCCCCCGCCGGAUGUGACGUCACAACGCUGCGCGGAGACGGCGGGGUAAGAUGGCGGCGCCGGGGGAGCCGGGUGAGGCGGCGUUCGCGCGGCGCAUCGACCCGGCCCGGGAGCCGGGGCUCAGCCCCGAGCAGCGCCGCCUCAUGGCGCAGGUGGAGCACGCCCAGCGCCAGCGCGCCCUGCAGCGCCGUCUCCGCAGCCGCAACGUGCUGCUGGCGCUCGGCAUCGGCGCGGUGACAUUUGGCAUCUACGGUUACACCUUUUACUCGGUGUCGCAGGAGCGGUUCCUGGAUGACCUGGACCAGGAGGCGGAGGCGGCGCGGGCCCGGGCCCGGGCGCGGGCGGAGGGCACCGCGAGUUGAGCGGGGAGCGCCCGGCCCGUGACUGAGCUGCCGCCCGCGCCAGGCAGGACGGGCCUCGAGGCAGACGCGCCUGAGGGGUUCGGGCCUGCCCCGCGCUCUGCUUUGGCCAGGAGAAGGCCCCGGGGGCUCCCCGCAGGCAGGGCAGAGCCCGCCCCGGGGCCGUGCCCGCGGGAGGGACGGGGCAGCCGGGAGCCAACACUCCCCACAAUAAAUCCUCUCACUGGAGACCGCCCAGCGCCCGUUGUCACGGAUCUCUUGGGCUGAGCCCGCCUGAGGGGGGAUUUUUUGCUUUUUGCUGUUUAUCCUCACACAGUGAGGCAAGCAGCCACGCGUCCUGCCCGACAGACACACGCAGAGCCAGUUUGUAUUCAAUCCACGUUUAUGAAAACGCUUUUCCAACGCCAGUUCAUACCAAAGUGCUCCCGGAUCCGGCA